Messenger RNA from Acanthosepion pharaonis, 816 nucleotides. NCBI's taxonomy places the organism in Eukaryota, Metazoa, Mollusca, Cephalopoda, Sepiida, Sepiidae. The record is from the annotation of a GenBank genome assembly.
AUGUUCAGACGAAAAGGCAUGAAACCAUUUCUUGAAAUAAAAUAUUUUCUUAUUCUAUUGACAUUUUGCAAACUAAUCUAUCUAUCUAUCUAUCUAUCUAUCUAUCUAUCUAUCUAUCUAUCUAUCUAUCGCUUUGUCGGACGGGCCAUUCAGCCGAGCGUUUUCUAUAUAGGCGAUUGUGAGAGAAUGUUUAAAAAGAAAAUACCAAAAACUGAUCCUACGAAUCCUAAGCGCCUGACUAAAGAUCUGCCCAAAGUAAUCAAAACUAUUAAAAACGAAGAUCGAAUUUUGCUUGUGGGAACAUCCCGAUGUCCAUAUGAAGCAGAAAUGAAACCACUUUCCAAUCUUUACCAAAAAAUCAUCCUCGUUCCAAGACCAGAUUACUCUUCGCGAUACAAAAUUUGGCAGAAGAUGGUUCCAGAAAAUCGUGGUCAAGUGACUAGCAAUUUUGACAUGACAUCCCUAGCCAAGUUGAGCGAUGGUUACACUCCUGGCCACAUCAUUUCUGUGAUACAGACAGUCCUUACUGAUCGCAGGGUGAACCAACAAGCCAAGAAACCACUGCAGGCCAUUGAAUUUCUCACACCGCUCGCUCGAAUCGAUCCGAUUUUUAAAGAAGAGGAAGAAGUUUUCAAGGAAUGGUAUACGAAAACACCGCUGGGCAAGAAACGCAUAAAAGCCGCCAAAGGAGACGACGAGGAAGAUGUAUCUAUCUAUCUAUCUAUCUAUCUAUCUAUCUAUCUCACAAAGGUUAGAGGAAAAGUAACCCUAGAGUUGCCUCCGAGUCACCAGCCCUCGAGAGAAAGACCACUCUAA